GUUGUGCACACACGCCAUUGUUGUAAGUGUAGAGUGUCUGUGGCCUUGUUUGUGAGGACUUACUGACAGACAGAAGCCCACAACAAAGACCUUCCUUGAAUGCAAUCAUCCAUUUCAAUGACUGUACAAUGAGUAUUCACAACACCGUAUCUGACUGUAUAUGUACACACGCCAAGACCCACUUGCAAACCCAUCCCAUCCGCUCAGGUCAGAUCAGAUGAGCGGCCUGGGUCUGGCCCUGAAGAGCUCAUGCAGUCUGGCCUCACACAGCAGCGACGACCUGUCCACCGACGACAGCCAAUCCCAAUGCACAUUCCCACGAUCACCAACACCACCUCCCGCACCACUGCCCAUGCAGCCGCCAUGAUGAUCGUAGAAGUGGGCGAUCCUCCCAGCGCCCAGCCGCAGUAUCUCGCUAGCAGCUGGGGCUGCCGGUGGGCGGCAGCUGGUGCUGUUGAUGGUGUGUUUGGGUGGCGGCGGCACCUGGUGCUCCUCGAUGCAGGUGUACUCGGCGAUGAGCGAGGUGAGGGCCUCGUCGGCGGCGUGGAUCUCCCCGGCUGGCAUAUACCGCGUGUAGUGGUGCAGGUGGGCCUGCAGGUGGGCAGGUGAAAGGCAGAUCAAUCAGAUGACUGACUGACGUGUCUGUCCAUUGGGUGUGUGAUGUGAUGUGCAUCUGAGUGGGUGGCUGUGGUGUGUGGCGUACAACAUACCUUUCUGUCGUACAGUUUGUGGAAUCUGGUCUGUAUUUGGUGCAGCAGGUCGCGGACGCCACACGAGUUGGACAGCGACAGGAGGCUGUACUUGUGGCCGGCGGGGGGCGUGUCGCAGAUGCCGACCUUAAACGCAUCCUACACACACACACCGGCAAAGCGAGAGCUCUCGCCUCCGUCCUCUUCUCUCUCGGCUGCGUGGUACCUCGUUCCAUCUGAGCAUCUUAAGGUGGCUCUUCACCCUGCAGGCAUUCACGACGACACAGACGCGAAAUACACCAUGCCCCUUGAUGGCUGCCGGCUGCCUGGCGCCCACCGAGCUACGUUCCGUGUGACGUCGGCGAUGGCCGCAUCGCCGCGGACGAUGAACGCGGUGGCCAUGCAGCUGACACAGCCGAGAGAGAGAGGGAACACACAAUCAGCCAAUGUCAGGGACAGGAUGGAUGCUUUGAUGGCUCACGUGGAGGCCUUCGGGUGUAUGUUGAUGACCUGGUGGGCCGGCGACAGCACGUCGCUGAACAGCUGAUCGAACCUGACACCAACACAGAUCACAUCCAAAAGCGUCUUUGCCCACGUGGAUGUCAGCCGACUCCAUGGCUUCCUUCCCCCGGCUGACUGACCCCCUUGGCAGCAUGGCUUUGUGGUCGACCUUCUUGGGGUCUCCUCGUGUGGGGGCCGAGUGGCUGUUGAUCGGACUCAUCGAUGACAGCAGAAAAUGCAAACCCGGAUACGGCACCUGAGGCAUGGCCAUGGAUGCACUGAUGGACAGACCGGCACAUCGACACGAGCUGCAUUCUGUGUGUGUGGCCAGAUGGGGUGUGUACCAGGUUGGUAGUGAUUUCGUUGAGGUCAAUGUUGAGCGUGCCCUCAAAGCGCAUAGAACUGCACACUCACACGCACACCAUUAACGAAAGCGCAUUGGGUCAUGUUGCUGACCUGGUGAGGUCGAGCAGCAGGUUGGCAACGAUGCCAUUCAUUUUGCUGAAUGGGUGCUUGUGAGUCUUGCGCCCCCGGCCGAGCCCCGGCCUGCCCGGCGCCCUGACGCUGACACUCUCCCAUGGCGACACCGACUGAGGCGGCAGCACCCGACCCAGCUGCUGAGAGACCUCCGCCUGCAAGCAGGCAGACAGGAAGCAUCCGUGUGUGUGUGGUGGGGGAGUGGCGGAGGGGCGACCUUUGCUGUCAUUGCGUUGGUCAUUUUGAUGAGAGCGUCGUUGGCUAUGGGCAGCACACACGAGGCAUGCUCCUUCAACACACGCAGCGCCAACGCACUGACAUGACAGACACACACACCAGCAAUGGCAUGCUUCCUGAUGCUGCCUGAUGCUGCCGUGAGUGUGAGUGUGUGUGCCUGUUGUAGGGUGAUGUGAUGACGUCGUCAUCCUCUGAGGGAAACACGGCCGUCACGAAGCGAUACACAUCGGGGUAAGCAUGCUCCAACACUGCACACACACACACCACACGCACACGAGAUGGAGGUCGCUGCUAUAUGUGUGUCCAUCCAUCCAUGUGACCGUACGCUGCAGCAAAUAGCAUCCGGUGCCCGACCCCGUGCCGCCCCCGAGGGAGUGGAGGAAGAAAAACGACUGAAGCGAAUCGCAAUGCUCCACCGGACGACGGACCUGACACACAGAGAGAGGGAGUAGGAAGCCCAUCGAUGUGAUUGCAUUGACUGCCUGACCUUUUCGAGCAGCUGGUCGCGAUACCGCACGCCAUAGUCAUUGUAACCCUGCGCCCUGAGGGGGUCAAUCCAACACACAUACACACACACCACAACCACAAUGCUGCCCGUGGGUUCUUCCCCAGGCGGCCGCUCACCAGUUGUUUCCCGAGCCGGAUACGUCUGUGAUGAGCUGUCGCGAGUCGAAGAGGUCCCUCAGCGGCCCCCUCAUCAGCUCGUUGACCACACCCUCCUCCAUGUCCACCAACACCGCCUGACACACACCACAUCAUGCCAACCACCAUAGGUCACCAUGGAUGGAUGGACGGAUGGAUGGAUGUGCAUCCACUCACUCACCCGUGCCCGCAGCGUCUUGACGGGGGCAGUGCCAUCGCCAACCGGGAUCUCCUUCGGAUCUGAAAACCUGCGCACACACACACAGUACAGAGAGAGAGAGAGGGAGAGAUCAAGGGAUGGAUCGGACGGUCAGAUCUGGCUGUGGGCAUUGCCUCAUCUCAUCUGCCCACCGUGUGUCAACGUUUCUGAAGAGAACUGAGGUGCCGGCGUCGAACUGUCCCUUCUUGUUGUAUGAGGCAUGUUCGUUGAGGGCUUCGCUCCAGAAGAUGCUGCCGAUCUGGUUGCCGCACUGACCGACCUGCACCACUAUCAACUCCCGAGGCAUAACGCCAAAUGCGAUGCGUUCAACCUCUCAUCGCCCGAUGCUCCCCGAUCGCCGAG
Molecule: messenger RNA, 3108 nt
Organism: Vitrella brassicaformis
Lineage: Eukaryota; Vitrellaceae
Source: the annotation of a GenBank genome assembly